CUGCUCAGCCCGGCGCUCCGUCUCCCCAUGCUUCACUCCGGUUAUCCGCUUCCACAGGAGCCCCAACUCGCACCUCUCUUGCAUAGAGGGUGGUGUUUGUUGAGGUUUGCGUGCAGCCAAUCUCCGCGGCGUUGCCCUUGACAACCACGUCCAUCAACAUUGGAGAUCCAAUCGGCGCAAGGGGAGAGGAGGGGUCCAGGUGCGCCUCGGCAUCAACUUGGCAGAGCGCCUGGGAGCCGCCUAUGGGCAGGAGAGGAUCUGUCAAAUGCGAGCCUCCUUUAAUGAGAACGACCAGUCCACCUCCGAAAGUCAUGGCGACCGCAGCGUCCAACCACUACAGCAUCCUCACCUCCAGCGCAUCCAUCGUGCACUCGGAAGCCGGCAGCAUGCAGCAAGCCGCGGCGUACCGGGACGCGCAGAGCCUGUUGCAGAGCGACUAUCCGCUGCAGAGCAACAACCACACGCUCAGCCACGCGCACCAGUGGAUCACGGCUCUGUCCCACGGAGAGGGAGCCCCGUGGUCCUCUAGCCCGCUCGGCGCGGAGCAGGAUAUUAAACCCGCGGUUCAGGGCACGCGGGACGAGAUGCACAGUUCCAGCAACAACCUGCAGCACCAAUCACGGCCGCCCCACUUGGUGCACCAGACGCACGGGAACCACCACGACGGCCGCGCGUGGAGGACCACGACGGCGGCGCAUAUACCGAGCAUGGCGACGACGAACGGCCAAAGCCUUAUUUACUCCCAGCCGGGGUUCAACGUCAACGGGCUGAUCCCGGGCAGCGGGCAGGGAAUGCACCACCACAACCUCAGAGACAGUCACGAGGAGCACCACAGCCCGCACCUCAGCGAACACGGCCACCCCCCGUCCCAGCAUCAGCACCAGCACCGGCCGCAGAGUCACCACGACCACUCGGACGAGGAUACACCGACCUCAGACGAUCUGGAGCAGUUUGCCAAGCAGUUCAAACAGCGGAGGAUAAAGCUGGGCUUCACGCAGGCGGAUGUGGGACUCGCCCUGGGGACCCUCUACGGAAAUGUGUUUUCCCAGACCACCAUAUGCAGGUUCGAGGCCCUGCAGCUCAGCUUCAAAAACAUGUGCAAGCUGAAGCCUCUGUUGAACAAGUGGCUGGAGGAAGCGGACUCCACGUCGGGCAGCCCGACCAGCCUGGACAAAAUAGCGGCGCAGGGGAGAAAAAGGAAAAAACGGACUUCAAUCGAGAGCCGCUCCCUGCUCCAGGAGGGGAUUCGUGGUUGAUUGGAAUAAAUGGCACUUUCCCACAACAAGACGGUCUCUGCAAAUCGCAGCAGAAAUAAGAAGACAGCAGCUCUCUCAGAUUAUUGGGAUCCACUCCUGUAAAUAUUGUAUAAUUUUGAAAAUCAAUGUCUUUUUUUUAUCUUUAUCUUCACUGGGGCACUUUUUUGUGGAUUGUUGGUUUCAAACAGGAGUAAGUCGAGUUUCAGGGUGUAGCCUUAUCCAUUGCCUUUUAUUUCUCAAUGUUGCUGAAAUUUUGCUUUUAUUGCCUUGGCGAAGGCAUUUGGUUUCAUUUAAAUUCACUUUGCAUCACAUCUGUUCGUUUAAAUUUGGAGCAGGUUGGUUAUUUCCCCCACUGGCCUUUGCUGGAUUGUUUUCCAAAACAAAACAAAAAAAUAGAAAAUUAAAAAGCUGCGUCAGAGGAGCAUUUUAAGCUUUUAGAUGGAAUUUGAAAGAAUAGAAAAAGUCAAAUUAAAUUAUGUCAAACAGAAAUUUAUGAACUAAAAUUUUAAUACAGCUUUAAUACAGCUUUUUAAAAUUUGUAUUUUCUUGGAAUUAAUACUUCAUUUGAUUUCUAAACAACAAAAAGUGUAUUAUCAUAAUUAUUAUUAUUAUCAUUAUUAUCAUUAAUAUUGUGAGCGCCGCUGUUUUUCUGAGCUGUUCGUCACGCAUUUAAUUCAAGCCAUUCUGCUCCUUUUUGUUGCUUUAACGUGGAGGAAAACUGGUUGUAGACGAUUUGCUACGUUUUCUUAGUUAUGUUAAUGAAAUCGUAAUUUAUUCCGCGAUUUUUUUCAGCAGAUGACGUCAAGGGCGAGAUUAAAAAUAGUUCUAUAUACAUGAAUACAUUUAUAUAUAGUAACCGCAGGGAAGGCUUUUGUUUUGUAUGGAAAAGAGAAAAAAUAGAUAUUUUGACUUUACAGGGAGAAUGCCACAGUCUGCAGCGUCACAGUAAAUGUACAUAGGCCUUCAUCUUUUCUCUGCACCGUAGCCCCCCCCCCCCCCCCCAU
Messenger RNA from Oryzias latipes (Japanese medaka), 2260 nucleotides. RefSeq names its product POU class 3 homeobox 2b (gene pou3f2b). Gene Ontology annotation, biological process: regulation of transcription by RNA polymerase II; brain development. The record is from RefSeq and is a predicted model, not a curated record. Gene Ontology annotation, cellular component: nucleus. Lineage: Eukaryota; Metazoa; Chordata; Actinopteri; Beloniformes; Adrianichthyidae. Gene Ontology annotation, molecular function: DNA-binding transcription factor activity, RNA polymerase II-specific; RNA polymerase II cis-regulatory region sequence-specific DNA binding.